AUGAGCUCCGGACCUUGGUCAGAUGUCAUACUUGAGCGUUUGAAGAUCAGGGAUGAAAUAGAAAAGAAAGACUCGGAGUAUUACUUUGCAUUUCAACAACUAGUGGGUAAGCUACUUCUCGAGCAACUGCAACAGAGACAGCAAGCCGAUGAUGAUGAGCAUCAACAAUCCCCAUUCAGUUCCAAAUCACCGUCCCCAUCCACAGUAUUGGGCAUUGAAAACGAGAAGGUGAAACAUAAAAGUAACAAAUCAGAACCCCUACAGACAACUGAUAACGCCGCAGCUGUUGCAAAGGACAAUCAUCUACUACGAGCUGAAAAUGAAGAGUUGAUAUCCAACCUUAAUUCAAUUACUUUGAAAAACGAGAAAUUAGAAGCUAUCAUCAAGGAGAAGGAUAAGAAGAUUAUCAAGUUGGAAAAAUUGGCAUCCAAGUUGCAAAAAGGCAUUGAUAACUUGAAUUUGGAAAUGAAGGAAAAGAACAAGACUAUAGAGCUCAUAAAUGACGAAAACUUGACCAACCAAAUACAAUUGAAUGUGUUGCGCGACAAGAUUGAGAAAAGGUAG
Lodderomyces theae is the source of this 564-nucleotide messenger RNA. RefSeq lists its product as uncharacterized. Lineage: Eukaryota; Fungi; Ascomycota; Pichiomycetes; Serinales; Debaryomycetaceae. The transcript has a single exon. The coding region runs from base 1 to 564 and encodes 187 amino acids. The record is from RefSeq and is a predicted model, not a curated record.